GCGCGUGUUCACUGUUGCUUUGGUAUGGUAUCUGUGGUUUUGGUGUAGGCCACGUUGGUUGUUUGCAGUUUGCACCACGACGACAGAGAACGUUACAAAACGCCUCAUGGAACUGGAACUAAACAGAGUCGACUACUUGCAGGUUGACGUCAAUUCUCGAAAAUGUACCCGACUUCUACCAGCCGCAGAACCCAAAGCCUGCCAGAAGGUGGUUGUCGCAAAUGAGGCUGGCGUAGUACACUGCUUUGGCAUCAAAAAGGGUGAAGUUCAGACCAUAUUCAAGACGCUCCCCGGAGCCAAAGUAACGCGCAUUCAACUCGGCGGUUCCAUCGGUUCCGUACAAGAUAAAAUUUUCGUUUCUGCUGGCAGUGAAGUGUACGGAGUGACCAAGAAAGGAAAACAGUUUCUGCGGUUUGACACCAACAUUACAGACACCAUCACAUCUAUGUGUGUUUGUGGAAACAACCUGAUGGUGUGCAGUGACUAUGUGUACAACCAUUACCUUGAUUGCCAAGACACUAACUACUACCUGUGCAGCGACAAGAUCAAUGACAUGAUUGUACUACCUUUGACGAAGGUGAAAAGCCUAAUUCCUGUACUGGCUUGUCAGGAUAGAGUCGUGAGAGUGCUCAAGGACUCCAAGUGCCAGCUGGAAAUUGAAGUUCCAGGGCCUGCAUCAGCAUUGGCAUUGUAUCAGAAUGAUGGUGGUGCGUCGGGUACAGAAAUACUUUACGGUACAAGCGACGGACAGCUAGGACUCAUCUCGAUUGAGAACAUGAAAGUAACCAAGGUGUGGGAGCUUGAAAACACUGAGCAGCAAGGUGGAAUUACAUGCAUGGAUAGCUACGAUAUUAUGGGAGACGGUGUGAAGGACCUUAUAGUCGGCCGAAAUGACGGCGAGGUUCAAGUGUACAUCUGCAAUGACACCGAGAUGCCCGUGCUACGAUUUUCAUACAACUGUGGAGAGAGCAUCACUUCGGUUCAAGGAGGUGUCGUUGGGAAUGCAGGAUACGAUGAAAUACUCGUUACCACGUAUAGCGGGAAGGUGUUUGGUCUUUCCUCUGAGAAUCUCGAAAAACGAUUGGAUCCAAACUACCUGCUUAUCUCUCCCGAAGCGGCGCAGAAAAUUUUUAAGUUAAGAGAAGAGGUUGAAGAAUUGGAACAGAAAGUAGCUCGUGAGAGGGAGAACUACCAGCAGUCGACCUACUCUGAGAAAGGAACACUCUCUGCUGUUCCUUACUUCAACAUCAAUGAUUCCUUUGUGCUGAACCAUAAUGAUGCCUCCUACACAUUGUCCAUUGAAGUGCAGACAGCAAUUGAUGUUGUGAUGCUCCAGAGUAAUGUACCUGUUGACCUUCUGGAGAGUGAGAAAAAUUCUGCGGUUGUAAGUUACAGCCCGUGUGACCCUGAGAAUGGCAACUACCUGCUUGUUACGUACCGUUGUCAAGCAAAUACCUCCCGUUUGGAAGUAAAAGUCCGAUCCAUAGAAGGGCAGUUCGGAUCUCUCAAGGCAUACAUCACUCCCCGGUUGCAGCCCAAGUGCUGCCAAGUGCGAGAUUACAGAAUCAAACCCCUUUCGCUUCACAGAAGGACGCACACAGCAGAUGACAGCGUGCCCCUGAAUGUCCUGAAGCUGAAUGGUUCAUUCAGCCUUGGUGAAAUGCACUCUUGGAUUGUGCUUAGCUUACCUGAGGUAGCUGAAAAAACAGUAACGGAAGAUUCUGUGUCCGUAUACUUUGUUUCUGCAUUCCUGGGCACAGUGCUGCACUGCUAUUACAGGAAAGGAGAGGCCGUUUUCAAGUCUGACAACAUCUCAACGAUUUCAAUCCUGAAAGAUGUGCUUACUAAAGAAGCAACAAGGAAAAAGAUUAGCCUGGAUAUUUCAUGUGAUAUCAAUGAUGACAGCAUUGAGCAUGUCCUGAAAUUGAUUCACCCUAAACUGGAGUACCAACUUAUCCUUGCCAAGAAAGUGCAGUUGAUUGAUGCUCUCAAAGAGCUCUCAGUUCAUGAGGGAAACACAGAUUUUUUGGCUCCAGAAUAUAAGGGUAUAUUAGAAGAUGCCGAACAACUGCAGAAAGAAUUCAAACGCCAGCCAUGCCACUUAGAACGACUAUAUGGAAUGAUCACUGACCUGUACAUAGAUGUUUACAAGUUCAAGGGGGUAAGCGUGAAGAGCAAAGUGCCACAGCUUCUUCAAAUUCUUGACAACUAUGAUCCUGAUUCUCUGAUUGAGUUUUUCCAGAGCAAAGUAUAGCACACAAAUUUCCUGUGCACGUGCUUCUUUUGCGUGGAACUAUUCCUCGUGUCUUUCAAAUGCACCAAGUGUGCUGGUAGCUUUAGUGUACUGCUGCAAAUCCUUCUCACAGUACAAAAGUAGUGAGACACAAAAUGCUCAAUAGAGGUUUACUAAGAAAUGUGUUCACACACGUUUGCAACUGCAUAUAAACCUGCAGAUUUAUUUGGAGCUUCACAUGGCUUUGCCAUGCAGUCUGGAUACUAAAAGGGAGCAAUUCAGUCUUCUGAUACGACUCUCGGAGUGCCACCCGGGUUCUGAAGUGACACGAGCUUAAAACCGAAAAGGGCAUCCGACAUCGUUCACAAAUUGAAUUUGCUGCAAAUCACCUUUUGAGGCAGUUCUGCACAAAAGUGCAAAAAUAUUUUCAUGCCAAAAAGAGGACUUUUACUUUACUCUUUCUGUGCAUUGAUUGUGUCUGUGGCCGCAGUUUCCAUGUUCCAGCUUUUCUAAAAGUAUUUGCAAAACAUAAUGACGCGAACAUUAAAAGUCUGCUUCUCAUGAAACUCUCUCCAAGCUUAGUCAUUCUACUGAACUGCAGUUUGCUUAGCGUUAGGAAGCAUUAACAAUGGAAAUUUUGGCGGGUUGGUGACACAUGAUUGAACAACUGAAGUGUGUGUACAGGUGACAGACAUGAAAGAGAGUGCAAUAAGAAAAGAGUGGAAUGCCCAGAUGUUGCGUGGUGAAACUGUACUUGAUGUAACUAACCUGAGGUUUCAGGUGAUUACUGCUUAGCCAACAUGAAUCCCAUGUCCAUGUAACUCAUGCGGUGCUGGUACCUUCGUUGUUCCAAACACAUUUUUUAUUGCAGGUUUUUUUUUUGCUACGACAUUCAAGAUUUUGUCUGUUGAUAAGCUUUUCUGAGCUUUUCUUUCCCAAAGUACCCCGGGUACCUAUGAGACGCUAGCACUAUUUUGCGUGUGACACUACAGAUCAUUGUAUCAGCUCACCUCUGUCUUCGUGACUGUGAGACAGCAAACUUUUCAUGCACGUGUGUUCAUCCUAAAGGGACUGUCUCCCUUGAAUUUUCUUGACUUGGACGUUGAACUUGAUGGACCAGACAUUCUGUAGGUAUGAAACACACGCCUACCAAAUUAAUAAGAGCUGCAACUUCCCACUUGACGUGCUUCGAACAUUGUUAUCUCCAGGGACGGCACAACGUCCUGAAUUCAGGGGGACCCCAGAUACCAACCGGCGCCCCCUUCCGUCCCCCACCGCCAUUCGUCAUGAGUUCUAGCGCAUCAAUCGACAAAAGCCUUGACUAUGCUGGCAAUAGGCGAUUUCAGAUAUUGCCCUUGUGCUCCGCACGGGGGCCCACCGUCGCCGAAGUCACGCGCAUCGCGCAAUGCGUCGUGGGAAAUGGUUUACAUUCCUGCUCGUCUGCCUGUUGCUCCAAGGUGCGGGAGGUGAAGGAGAGAGAAAACUGAAACCGUUUGCGCUCUUCUUCUCUCUGACUCAUGAAAACUAUAUCCCAAGGUGCAGCGGGGCUUUCGUAACACGGCGCUCUCUGGUGGCCCAUCCAUGCAAUUUCUGAAAUCGUCUAUUGAUCAGUUGAGGAAACGGGUCUAUGGCAUUUUAUUCGCAUGUGGCACCCGAGAUAACACUUGGUGUCUCACCUCCAUGGCAAUUUUGUGCCCCCUUCCAAAAUUAGGGGAUCUACAGU
Ornithodoros turicata is the source of this 3956-nucleotide messenger RNA. Its product is annotated as Bardet-Biedl syndrome 7 protein homolog. Gene Ontology annotation, cellular component: neuron projection; axoneme; BBSome. The record is from RefSeq and is a predicted model, not a curated record. Gene Ontology annotation, biological process: intracellular transport; intracellular protein localization; non-motile cilium assembly. Gene Ontology annotation, molecular function: protein binding. Bases 107 to 2254 code for a protein of 715 amino acids. Lineage: Eukaryota; Metazoa; Arthropoda; Arachnida; Ixodida; Argasidae. The transcript is spliced from 18 exons.